Molecule: messenger RNA, 1350 nt
Organism: Dinoponera quadriceps
Lineage: Eukaryota; Metazoa; Arthropoda; Insecta; Hymenoptera; Formicidae
Gene: VhaPPA1-1
Product: V-type proton ATPase 21 kDa proteolipid subunit
Exons: 5
Coding region: 221-850 (209 amino acids)
Biological process (GO): proton transmembrane transport
Cellular component (GO): proton-transporting V-type ATPase, V0 domain
Molecular function (GO): proton-transporting ATPase activity, rotational mechanism
Source: RefSeq, a predicted model, not a curated record
GCAUCUUGUGUUUCAUGCGAUUUUGACACUAUCGGUUGUCACAUGAUAGCGACGGGUGUGCGUGAUCUCUUCCUCGGUCUCUCGAUGCGGAGACUAAUGAUUUAUUGAAGAGGAAACCGGGAUAUUUGAUCUUUCCGAAGCAUAGAUAGUAAUUUGGACACUCUGUGAAAUCUUCCGUGAGUCGUAUCGUGUGCACACGGUGAAACUUAAUUUCGUAAACAUGAGAUACAUUGUAGGUGCCACUUUCGCAGUCACCGCCUCCACAACGAUCCUUAUUUUAGUUUUGUAUUAUGUACUUACUGGCAAGGGAGAGCAAAUUAGCAUCGCAUGGUUCUUGACAAAUACUUCCCCUUUCAUGUGGUCUACACUGGGCAUAGGUCUGGCGGUAGCUUUGUCCGUAGUCGGCGCAGCAUUGGGUAUCCAUACAACAGGGGUAUCUAUUGUUGGUGGAGGUGUGAAAGCACCCAGAAUCAAGACGAAAAAUCUGAUCUCUGUGAUAUUCUGCGAAGCUGUCGCCAUUUACGGCCUGAUCACUGCCAUUGUCUUGUCUGGAAUGCUUGAGGAAUUCAGUUACAAUGAUCCUAAAAUCAAUUUAGAAGAUACCAUACGUACGAACUCGAUGGCUGGAUAUCUGAUGUUCGGUGCUGGCCUAGCUGUUGGACUGGUCAAUCUUUUCUGUGGCAUAGCAGUUGGCAUCGUUGGCUCUGGUGCUGCUCUUGCUGACGCAGCCAAUUCCGCUCUUUUCGUUAAGAUACUUAUCGUAGAGAUCUUUGGCUCUGCUAUCGGACUCUUUGGUUUAAUUGUUGGUAUAUAUAUGACAUCUAAAGUAAAGAUGGGCCCUAUAGGGUAAAAGUAAGUUACAAGGGAGCGAGCGGUGACAUAUUAUUGGGAUCAUAAUAUUCCAUUCCACAUUUAGUCAACAGUAAAAGAUUCUAGACAAAUGAUUGCAUAUCUUGGAAACCAUUGUGCGAACUUAUGUGAAUUUUAUAGGUACCAAUGAAUGUGAAGAUUUAUAUUACUGCCUGUUGCUAAUUUGGAUCUUAUAAUCUUUAGAACGAUCUAAUUUAAUUACCUGCUGCUCCAAUAUCUGUAGUUAUUAACGUGGUGUACGUUAUAUUGUUUCAGACAAAACUUCCCUAUUUUUGUUGUGUAACAUAAAAGUGUUUAAAAUUAAUUUAGAAAUUGCGAAUAGGUACACCAGUUUUUUUUUUAUCGAUAUUAGAAAACAACAUAAUUUUCGUUUCGUACUUUGAGUGCGUUGUAGCGCUCGCAUUUACGUAAGUCAAUGUACAUAUUUUCUUGGUAACAUGAAUAAUGUAAUAGAAUAAUAUAAAACAGUAUCUGUAUUAA